Molecule: messenger RNA, 4402 nt
Organism: Labrus bergylta (ballan wrasse)
Lineage: Eukaryota; Metazoa; Chordata; Actinopteri; Labriformes; Labridae
Product: prickle-like protein 2
Molecular function (GO): zinc ion binding
Source: RefSeq, a predicted model, not a curated record
AGACUCUGCUCCCACAGCUUUGUAGGCUGUUUGGUCACACACGCACACUAACACACUCACACAGAAUAAAAUACUUACAAAGGGAGCCAAGUUAAUGUAAAUUGCACUUUCCCCACUGUUUUUUUCCAGCUAUGGUUGCCUGUAGCCAGACUUAAGGAGACACAGCCUGGAGGAGGGAGAGGAAAAGAGAGAGAGAGAGAGAGAGAGAGGGAGAGAGAGAGAGAGAAAUAGAGAGUGUGUUGAUCUGCAGCCCCCAGCCUUCCCUCUGUUGCUGCUACAGUACGUGUGGAAGGAGGAGAGAGGGGAGAGAGAGGCGGCGGAGGCAGUGCUGUUGUUCGUCUCUGACACUUGAAGGGGAAGAAGAGAAGAACGCUGUGAGCCGUGUGGUGAAGAGAAGAGCCAGUCGGUUCCUCUGGUAUGUGUCCAGUGUGAGUGAGUGACAAGGUCUACAACACUACGCACCUCCGCUGCUGUCUGAGCAUCCUUUCAUCACCAGGACUCUGACACCAGCCACACAAACAGGUAUACUUGUGUCCACAGAAGCGGCCCGUGUAGAGGAGCAUGUUGUGACAGCCAUGUCUCUGGAGAUGGAGAAGACCAUCACCAAGCUGUUGUAUGACUUCCAAAGGAACUCCACUUCUGACGAUGACUCUGGAUGUGCACUGGAGGAGUACGUCUGGGUUCCUCCUGGCCUCAGUCCUGAGCAGGUGCAUCAGUAUUAUAACUCCUUACCAGAAGAGAAGGUCCCCUACAUAAACAGCCCUGGAGAGAAGCACCGCAUCAAACAAUUGCUGCAUCAGUUGCCGCCACAUGACAAUGAGGUGCGUUAUUGUAACGCGUUGGAUGAGGACGAGAAACGAGAGCUGAAGCUCUUCAGCAACCAGCGGAAAAAGGACAACUUGGGAAGAGGCAACGUUCGUCCUUUCCCUCUCACCAUCAAUGGGGCCAUUUGUGACAAGUGUGGGGGUCAAAUAAACGGAGGGGACAUUGUGGUCUUUGCAGCACGGGCAGGUCAUGGACAAUGCUGGCACCCCCAUUGCUUUGUUUGUGGCAUGUGUGAGGAACUAUUGGUGGAUCUCAUCUACUUCUACCAGGACGGAAAGAUCUUCUGUGGCCGGCACCAUGCUGAGAGGCAGAAGCCUCGCUGCUGCGCCUGUGAUGAGAUAAUCUUUGCUGAUGAAUGCACUGAGGCAGAGGGCCGGCACUGGCACAUGAAGCACUUCUGUUGCUACGAGUGUGCGACCACUCUCGGCGGUCAGCGCUACAUCAUGAAGGACGGGCGGCCACACUGCUGCAACUGCUUCGAGUCCCUUUACGCAGAGUACUGUGACGCAUGUGGAGAGCACAUAGGUAUUGACCAAGGCCAAAUGACGUAUGAUGGUCAGCACUGGCACGCAACUGAGGAAUGUUUUUGCUGUGCUCGUUGCAAGCGCUCCUUGCUGGGCCGCCCCUUCCUGCCAAAGCAGGGUCAGAUCUUCUGCUCACGUUCCUGCAGUGCCGGGCAGGAUCCAGAUGAGUCCGAUUCUUCAGACUCUGCCUUCCAAAGUGCCCGUUCUCGUGAAUCACGCCACAGCACCAAGAUUGGGAAAAAGGAGCGCAGAAAUGCUGAGCAGGAGCGGAGGAGUGGGGAAGCACGCCAGUCGGCUCCUCCACCCAUGCCCGACCGCCUGUCUGCUGAAAGUGAUCCCCUCUCUGGACAGAUGGACCGUUUGAGCCUCUCAUCGAGCCAGACCCCGAGCAGGACACCUAACCGCACCCCCAGCCGCACUCCUAGCCGUGCCCCAAGCCUUAACCAGGUGUGGAUGAGCCGGGAUGAGCCCUAUGUCCCUGCUGCAUAUGAGGGCCCCCAGCUGGCACCCUCCCCCACACCAGCACCUAUACAUAUGCUGGGUCAGUGUAACCUCAGGCAGGGCUACAAUCCCAACCCGAACUCUCAUCCUCCAGCUCAGACUCCAGCAAACCCGGUGAAGAGGCCAGAUUCCUGGGGAAAGGAACCAGGCAACGCCAAGAGGGCCCCUAUGGCCGCUUUGAGGGGACACUCCUUUAAUGAGAACUGGACCCAUCACAGCCAGGAUGAGUUCAGGCCCAAUAAGCUACGCACCCAGAUGAGCUUCAACGAGAUGUCUAGCCAGGGUCAGGGCUUCUCUGACAAAAGGAGCAUCAGCUUGCAUGGAUUCCAGAGAGAUGGGAGACCCCCGCUGACCAGGAGGAACCCCAUCAACGCCAUGAGCUUCAAUGAGCCCCUCACUCCUCUAGAACAGACUCCUCGUGGCUCAGUUGACUCCCUCACUGUGUCUAACGCUACAGGUAACUCUCUGGAUGGGGUCAGUAAGCGGCAGGAGCAUUUGUCUCGGUUCUCUAUGCCUGACCUGAGUAAAGACUCAGGUGUGAAUGUGUCUGAAAAGAGCAACAUGGGCACCCUGAGUUCCUCGGUCCAAUUCCACAGUACAGAGUCGCUGUCCUCCUCUCGCCCUUACAACAAUAACAUGUACACACCUCUGAGGGUGGGCUACCCGCUGCAGUACUGGGAUGGCCCGCAGCCACUCGGCUUUGAUGGAAAAGGUCGUGUUGGGGUGAUGGGCAGCAGUGGAAACCUGCGGAUGGCACCAAUGAGUGACAGAAUGCCCCGCAGACGCAUCAAUGGACAAGAACCUGUGACGCAGCAACAGCAACCACAACCAAGACGGCGCAAACACCAUCGUGGAAAUCACGGAAAUGGUCAGCACCGCAGUGGCCGCCACCACAAACGCUCUCGUCGCUCCCGCUCUGACAAUGCCUUGCACCUUGUGGCGGACCGGCCUGCUCAGAUGGUAGAACUGCCCUACCGUCGCGUCCAAGAGGAUUACGAUCGCUUCCCCUCUGGUAACGCCGCUCGGGAGUUUCUUGGUCUGGAGCCAGGAGGGUACAGACAGCCGCCUCACAGGCCUUGCCCCCGCACCACUUCAGAUCUCACCCUGCAGAAUGCUGGCUGGCAACCUGUGGGGAUGGGUGGGCCAUGCUGGGGUGACGGCUACAUGGAGGCUGCUGACCCCUGGUGCUCCAGCUGCUCUUCUUCUUCUGAGUCAGAGGGAGAUGAGGGUUAUUUCCUCGGUGAACCAAUCCCUCGGCCCGUGCAGCUUUGCUACCUCAACAACGAGGAGCUGCGCCAUCGCUACACUCCCACUGGGAUAGGUGGCCAUCAUGGACCUCUGCAUGGACCGAUUCAUGGCCAGAUGCACAACCGCCAGAGGAGGAAGAGCAAAAACUGCAUAAUUUCCUAGAUUUAGAGCAAAGAGAUGGCGAGGGAUGAGUAGAGGAGUGAAAGAGAUGAGAGAGAGAGAGGGUAAGGAGACAGAUACAGGAACAGAGAGGUGGAACAGAGGGAGUGGGAAGGUGAGAGUGAGACAGUUGUCAGUGAGAUUGAAUAUCGAGAGUGUGUCUGUGUAUGUGUGUGUGUGUCGGGGUUGAAGAGAGAAAAAGCCUAUUUUAUGUGCUUGUGAGCUUACACAACUCACUCCGGGUAGUGUUUGUGUACACCUACACAGAAUGAUCUAAUCAUAAGAGGAAGCUCAGCUGGCUUACACAACAGAAAUGUUUACAAUGAAAGAAAUCAACGCCUCUGAUGGUACCAGGAAGCACUGAUGAAUUUGGCCACAAAGUUUGCGGUGGUCCAAGAAAAUAAGAUGUAUGUGCGUGUCUUUGCGUGUCUUCAUGAAAACAGAGAGAAUGAACAAUUCCUUUACAGUCUGAUAAGGAAAGUAAAACUGAUCAGACCACAGUGAUCGGACCGUCCAUGUCGCAGCUCAGUGAUCCAAGCCCUGGGCAAUAAAACGUAUUCUAUGUGGACAAACCAGAAAUUGUGUUGGGAUAGUGAAAGUUACGUGCUAGAUUCCAAGCUAUGUCAUUGUUUACCUCAGUGGAAUCCAAAUGCUGCUGGAAUAUAGUGUUGGCUCGCUAGCCCCGUUAUCACCUUGUACAAAUAGUCUGUUGAACUUUGUGCUCUACAUAGCCAGAUCUCCAUGCUUAACCAAGGACAGAGAGCCAGACAGCCUCUGCUCCUUGACCAUUCAGGCACAGUAACGUCAGGUAUGGUCCCGUUUUAUCUUCUGCAACAUGCUUUGUAUUUUGAGAGUUACCUAUAGAUGAGUAAGAAAUAAUAAUAACGCUAACAAUAAUAAUAAAAAUGCAAAUAAUAAUUAUAAUAGUAUUAAAGAAUAAUACCUGUUAAAUGUAUAUAUAAUAAUAAACUUAAUAAAGUUAUGGUUGUAGUAAUGUAAAUGUUAUGUACAUAUUGUCUUAAAUAUUUAUAUAUUUUGUAACUAAAGAAUCAUUAUUUGUAUAACAUGAUGUAGAGAUAGGGAGACUUGCAUGUUAAUUUGUUGUUGUUGUCUCAUACUGAAAAUAAAGUGUACUUCAAUGAAUA